Messenger RNA from Fusarium musae, 402 nucleotides. RefSeq lists its product as uncharacterized. NCBI's taxonomy places the organism in Eukaryota, Fungi, Ascomycota, Sordariomycetes, Hypocreales, Nectriaceae. The transcript is spliced from 2 exons. The record is from RefSeq and is a predicted model, not a curated record. The coding region runs from base 1 to 402 and encodes 133 amino acids.
AUGGCUGAUCCAGUUGGCAUAACCGGCACAGCCGUUGGAACCGUUUCCUUUGGACUUCAGCUAUACAGCGGCAUAUCAGAAUACCUCGAUGUCGUUAAGGGGCGCGACGAAGACCUCCAAUCGGCGAAGGAAUAUGUGAAGAUACUGCGGGAUAAUCUUGGAUUGAUCGAAGAGACCAUUGGCGCGAUCGGCGGCGAAUAUACAGUGGCUAGGCAUGCUAUUGAGCAGUUUAAAUACUCAUGUGAAACUGAGCUCAAGGGCUUAGAGGUAUUGCUUCAAGAACUGAAAGGUCCCUCGGCGGAUCCUACCAAUCGCACAGAACAGGUCAAGAACUCUAUUCGCAAAUUCAGCUAUCCUUUCGAGAAACAGGACAUUACCAAGCUUCAGGAUAAAUUUAUCUAG